AUGACUACUGAUGUUGCAUAUAAACAGAACGUGAACCAUAUCGAGAAUGUGUCCCACGCAGAGGAUGCUUUAUUUGAAUAUGAUGAGAUUCAAGAUCCUACUAGUAUCACAGAUGAGGAGAAGCGCCUCGUACGCAAGAUAGAUUGGAUCAUUCUACCUUGUCUAUCCGUGUGUUACAUCUUCUUCUAUAUUGACAAAACCACACUAUCCUACGCAGCAAUCUUUGGAAUUCAAGACAGUCUACAUCUUACCGGCAAUGAAUAUAGCUGGCUGUCCUCGAUUUUCUAUUUUGGCUUCUUGGCUUGGCAAUUACCGACAAAUCUUCUGAUGCAACGACUUCCCACCGCGACGUACUUGAGCAUGAACAUCAUUGCAUGGGGCGUUCUCCUUGCCCUACAAGCUGUUUCACCAAACUUCGCGACACUCGCCGUGCUCCGGGGGCUUAGUGGUGCUGCAGAGGCCUGUGCAGAUCCUUCUUUCAUGAUCGUCACCAGCAUGUGGUAUAAAAGAAGCGAGCAACCUAUCCGAAUUGGAAUCUGGUACUCGGCCCUAGGAUUAGGCAUUGCAGGUGGCGGUGUGCUUGGUUAUGGAAUUGGCCAGAUCAAAGGCUCCCUACCCAGUUGGAAGUAUGAGUUCAUUAUUAUUGGGGCUUUGUGUAUUGCAUGGGGCAUCGUCAUGCUCGCGGUGCUUCCCAACUCACCGAUCAGCACUCGCUAUCUUACGCCAGGACAACGAACAAUCAUGAUCAACCGGCUGCGAGAGAAUCAGACCGGAAUCGAGAACCGACAAUUCAAGAUGCAUCAGUUCCUUGAAGCCAUUACAGACGUCAAAGUGUUCCUAUUCUUUUUGAUUGCCUUCUUCCAGGCUGUUGUCAAUGGGGGCGUCACCAACUUUGGCACCAUCAUUAUUCAAGGAUUUGGCUUCUCAACUCUCGGCACCACAUUGCUCCAAAUCCCAUACGGAAUCUUUAUCUCUGUCGUCAUUCUAGUCUGUGUCUGGAUCAAUGCAAAAAUGCCCCCAAAUAGUAGAUGCCUCAUGCUCCUGAUCUUUCUGGCACCUAAUAUUGCUGCGGCUUUUGGCCUUUGCUUCGUGCCUCAGAGUGCUAAAGUUGGCCGUCUCAUAUGUUACUAUCUGACAGGUUCCUAUAACGCGUCGUUUGUGAUGCUAAUAUCGUUGACCACGACCAAUAUAGCAGGGCAUACGAAAAAGGUGACUUCCAGUGGUAUCCUCUUUAUUGGUUAUUGCGCAGGAAACAUUGCCGGUCCCUUCUUCUACAAAGAAAGUCAGAAGCCCAAUUACUCCCUUGGAAUAUGGAGCAUAGUUGUUUCGCACAUUUUGGAGGUUAUUUGUGUGGUCUUACUAUGGGUUUAUUUGAGGAGGGAGAACAAAAAGAGAGAUGCGAGCCAAAGAAUAAACGAAGAAGCUUCCAACCCGAAGCAUCUGCCGGGAACAUUGGAAGACAUCACUGACAAAGAGAACUCGAAUUUCCGUUACGUGUUUUAG
Molecule: messenger RNA, 1503 nt
Organism: Aspergillus pseudotamarii
Lineage: Eukaryota; Fungi; Ascomycota; Eurotiomycetes; Eurotiales; Aspergillaceae
Product: major facilitator superfamily domain-containing protein
Exons: 4
Coding region: 1-1503 (500 amino acids)
Biological process (GO): transmembrane transport
Cellular component (GO): membrane
Molecular function (GO): transmembrane transporter activity
Source: RefSeq, a predicted model, not a curated record